AUGACCAGCAGAAAUUUUACUUAUCUAUUUGAUUCUGAAUGCGAUCACGAGAGUCUUGUAGAUCUCUCUCUAAGCUUCAUUUUUUUAAAUACAUCAAACUUUGAGCUUCUUUAGAAGUUGGACACUGUUGUUUCUAAAUGUAAAAAUCUUAAUAACUUAGAAAUGAGAUUAAAUUCUAAAUUAAUUGAAUUUCAACAUCCUGAAAGAGCUCAAUCUUUGGCUUCUGGCCUAGUCGCUUGCUAAUAACUUACUAAUCUAAAGAUUGUUUUUAGUUAUGAAGAAGACGACUCAAAAGGUAUGGCUUAGAUAGCUUCUAUAAUUGAAGCAUGCUAAAAUUUGAAUGACCUAGAAUUAGAUUUAUAUUCAAGUAGAAGAUUUGAUGUUGAAUGUGCUCUAUUUUUAAAAUAGGCAAUCUAAAAACUUCAAAAGCUAAAUAAUCUCACCAUAAAAUUACAAUGCUCUAAUUUAACUGGAGAGAGCUUAGCUACUUUAUCAACUGGAAUUUAAAAGAUAACUUCGUUAGAAACUUUAGCUCUUUAUUUAUGCGAUAAUUAGAUUUCUUCAGCAGGAUUAGGCUUGUUUGGAUCUAACUUAGAAAAUAUCACAAAUUUGAAGUCAUUAGAUAUUUAGUUACAAUAAAAUAAGAUAAAUGGAUAAGGAAUUCAAGAGUUUGCAACUUCUUUGUCUAGAUGCUAAAAUCUUGCUAAUUUAAGUCUUAACUUAUUAGAGAAUGAAUUAGGUGCAGACGGUGCUUCAGCUUUGGUUGAUGGUUUAUCUUAGAGCGUUAGUCUAAAGCAGCUUAACCUUCGUUUAGGACUUAAUUAAAUUGGAGAUGAAGGAACAGCAAGAUUAGGAGCAGGAUUAGGAAAAUGCCAGAACUUAACUGAUCUUACUCUUAAUUUAAUAGAUAACUAAAUUGGAUCUCAAGGUAUUUCUGGAUUAGCAUAAGGUUUAGCAUCAAGUAAGAGUAUUAGUUAUUUAAAGCUUGAAUUUUACUCAAACUAAAUUGGAGACGAAGGAGCUUCUUUAUUGGGUUCUGGCUUAGGAAAAUCUAAAAGUAUUACAAACUUGGUCCUUUAUUUGAGUGAAAACGACAUUAAAGCAGAAGGAGCAAAACUUAUAUUAUAAGGACUAUCAGAGUGUUUAGAAUUAAAGGAAUUAACACUCCGCUUAGGAGAUAAUUCUAUAGGAAGUGAGGGAGCUAUUGGAUUAGGUUUAUCUCUUAAGCUACUAAAAAAUUUGAUUAGCCUAAAUUUAGAAUUACAAUACAACUAAAUUGGAUUAGAUGGUUUAGAAUAAUUAGGUUCUGGUAUUUAAAAUAUCAGCAAAUUAGAAUAAUUAUCCCUUAAUAUUUCUGGUAAUUCUAUCGAUUCAAAUGGUCUUUCAAAUUUAGCUACUCAUUUAGCUUCAUGCAAUAAUCUUACUGCACUUAGCUUAUACUUAGGGCACAAUCAAAUCAAGGAUGAGGGCUUUUCUGAUUUAAUUUCAGCUAUCUCUAAAUUGAAUAACUUAAAAUCUUUAAUUUUGGAAUUAGGCCGUAACAACGAAAUCAUUGGCAACCGUGCUAAGGAAUUAUAAUAGUUGAAAAAUUUGACUCAACUACAGAAAGUGAUUCUAUAUUAAAUCCCUAUUUCUGAUAAGCAAACUAUAGAUGAAUUAUAGCAAUCUCUUGAAGAAUAAGUGAAAUCUGUUUUAAUAAGAUGA
Tetrahymena thermophila SB210 is the source of this 1704-nucleotide messenger RNA. Its product is annotated as kinase domain protein. Gene Ontology annotation, biological process: nucleocytoplasmic transport; activation of GTPase activity. Gene Ontology annotation, molecular function: small GTPase binding; GTPase activator activity. NCBI's taxonomy places the organism in Eukaryota, Ciliophora, Oligohymenophorea, Hymenostomatida, Tetrahymenidae. The record is from RefSeq and is a predicted model, not a curated record. Gene Ontology annotation, cellular component: perinuclear region of cytoplasm; nucleus; cytosol. The transcript is spliced from 20 exons.